This is a messenger RNA of Scutellospora calospora, 215 nucleotides long. NCBI's taxonomy places the organism in Eukaryota, Fungi, Glomeromycota, Glomeromycetes, Diversisporales, Gigasporaceae. The record is from the annotation of a GenBank genome assembly.
AAGCAAAUUCAGAUUCAUAUGAUAGUAGUUCAGAUGAAAAAAUUUCUGUACGUUUAGAUAAACUUGAAAAAAAAAUAGCUACAUUAUCUGGUAUUAAUCAGAAAAAAAUUAUUGAAAAAUCUAAAAAAAUAUUUAAAAUUAUCAAUGAACAACUUAUUCAAAAUAAACAAAAAAUUGAUUUUUUACGAGAAGAAAAUUAUGAUCUGCAAGGACAA